AUGCCCAGGGACGCAUGCCUCAGCAGCAAGAGCAUGAUGACUGCCCACCGGAUCCAGGAAUGGAAACUGGAGCAUGUGGCCGGCGAGGUGGAGGGCAAUCACCAAACGCUGAUAAACGGACACGCCGAGUACACGGUUCGUGCCUCCCACGACUGGCUCCUCGAGCGCGAAGGGACCUCUUCACGUUGCCUGGUAUGCCUGGACCCGAAGGCGGGUGCUGAGUUGACUCCCAUCGGCAGUUCCCCCGCGCUGCUACUCGGGCCGGCCGUGACGCUCACGAUACGAGCUAUCUCGCGAGGCUAG
Molecule: messenger RNA, 303 nt
Organism: Purpureocillium takamizusanense
Lineage: Eukaryota; Fungi; Ascomycota; Sordariomycetes; Hypocreales; Ophiocordycipitaceae
Exons: 1
Coding region: 1-303 (100 amino acids)
Source: RefSeq, a predicted model, not a curated record